Penicillium longicatenatum is the source of this 822-nucleotide messenger RNA. RefSeq names its product putative GINS DNA replication complex subunit Sld5 (gene sld5). Lineage: Eukaryota; Fungi; Ascomycota; Eurotiomycetes; Eurotiales; Aspergillaceae. Bases 1 to 822 code for a protein of 273 amino acids. Gene Ontology annotation, biological process: double-strand break repair via break-induced replication; DNA-templated DNA replication. The record is from RefSeq and is a predicted model, not a curated record. Gene Ontology annotation, cellular component: GINS complex. The transcript has 2 exons.
AUGGAUAUUGACGACAUUCUCGCAUCUGUCGACCGCGGCGCUGGCGCCAGUCCAGAGUCAUCGGCCAUCGACCACCAACUCCUGACCCGAUUCUGGGUCGCCGAACGUGCCGUCUCGGAGGUCCUGCCAUGGCCCGCACCGCUAAUGGAGCGGAUGAUGGAUAGAGUGCGGAUGCAGAUCGAAACAAUCGAAGACCUCGCCGCCUCCUCCGCAGACAUAGACCUCUCCACAAAACAGCACACCCACAACCCAAACCUAAAUCUCCGCCUCUCAAUCCUUCAAACAGACCUCGCCCGAACCCAAUACAUCCUCCGCAGCCUUCUCCGCCAGCGUUUAUCAAAACUCACAAAAUACAGCAUGCACUACCUCGUCAAACUAGCCAGCCGAACAAAAAACCCUCUCUCCCAAACCCCCUCGCAAUCGCAAUCCCAACCUCCGCCUUCACAAACGCUCUCACCGGAAGACUCAGUCCCAGACAUCUCAGCAGUAACAAACUACAACCCGCUCUCGGCGCAAGAAUGCGCCUUUGUCCAUGCGCAUCAAACGCUUCUGGCGGGCCACUAUGGCGGCUCAUUCAUGGGUGCGUUCCCGCCGCAGCUCAGACGAUUGGAUGAUAAUGCUGGAGGGACUAGUAUGGUUGAAGGGCCUGAUAUGAAAGAAGUGGUUUUUGUCAGGUGCUUGGGGGUUGAAGUUCCUGUUGUUGUGGAGGGUGUUGAUGGGGGUGAGGAUUUGGGGGUUGUUAUGCGGAUGGGUGAUGUUUGGGUUGUGCUUUGGGAGGGUGUUAGGGCUGCUUGGAUGAAGGGGGAGGUUGAGUUGCUUUGA